Molecule: messenger RNA, 4424 nt
Organism: Sorghum bicolor (sorghum)
Lineage: Eukaryota; Viridiplantae; Streptophyta; Magnoliopsida; Poales; Poaceae
Product: putative disease resistance protein RGA4
Exons: 8
Coding region: 1071-4130 (1019 amino acids)
Biological process (GO): defense response to other organism
Molecular function (GO): ADP binding
Source: RefSeq, a predicted model, not a curated record
UCAGUGACAACUGAGAGGACAAUAAUGGACUUCUCUUGCUCUGGACUGUGGUGGUGGUACUAAUAAGUGGAGAGAGGAUGCUUCAAUAGGAACUCCAGACUGCUCUGUGUUUUCCCUUUUCAGCCUUCGAAUUCACGGUACGCUCAUCUUUCUUCACUUGGGGGGGCCAUUUUGUUCGGCGUGGAAGUUCAUUUUAACACCGCCUGCAGCACUCUGCUCAGUCAAGAGAGAGACGGAGAGAGCAGAAGAUUGAUUCUGGACAGUGUAACCAUUUCUGUAGGACAAUUGAGUGAAGAGAUCCUCCUGGUAGCAAUACAAUUUGCAUUUAGUGGAGUUGCCGUGUGACCUGUUGCUGAUCGAGUGAUAGUCCUCAGUUGUCUAUUUUCUGUACUGGUCUCUCCGGGCACCUGUGUUUAAGAUCUUAAAAGUACUCACGGGUUGUGAUCUGAAGAAACUGCUUGGGCAACAUGAUAACUGCAGGAUCUUAUUACCAGACUCUUUUCCUACUUGGUUAAGUAUUUGUGCUUCUGAUUUGCACGGUCUAAUCCAGUGCAAAACUGAAAGGAGCUGGAGAAGGGCACUGGCCGCUGCACUGAUAGUGAUUAGUUACUCCAUCAGAGCCAACACUUUUCACGAGCCUGAUCUAUAUAAAUAUUUUCUGCAAGAUUUCAUUUCCCGCUUCAGAAAUGAUGCAAGUGGGAGGAGGAACAGAGAGCAUGCUUUAGUAGGCACUGCUGUUUUGGUUUUCAUUUUCCAACAGGUCAUCUGGUUCUCUGCGUCCUUGUCAAUUCGAGAAAAAAGUCGUACAGACAUAGUGGUCUACAUCUGCAUCACUCUGCUGUCAGACAGAGUACCAGGUUCUGUCGUACAUCUACAUCCAGCAAAACUUGCAUUGACACAAACUGCAUCAACUUAUAGUCAGUGCAUGAUCAGCUAAAUAAAUAUAUUCAGAAGGUGCCAAAGUACAGUACGCUGGGAGUCUCUGUUAUCUAUUCUAUAUAUACGUGUUGGAAGAUACAGUUUGUAAGCCUACAACUCUUUUUGUCCAUCUCCCUAAACAUCUUGGUCUGAUGGCAACCAUACUUGAAUCUUUUGUUGGAUCAUGUGCCAAGAAAUUGCAAGAUAUUGUUACAGAGGAGGCCAUACUAAUUUUAGGUGUCAAAGAAGAGCUUAUAGAACUGCAGAGAAGAAUGGAGCAAAUACGAUGGUUUGUUAAUGAUGCAGAGCAAAGGAGCAUAAAAGAAUCAGCUGUUAACAUGUGGGUUGGUCAGCUAAGAGAUGCUAUGUAUGACGCUGAUGAUAUCAUUGACUUAGCCAAAUCCAAAGGAAGCAAGCUAUUGGCAGAUGAUUCUUCAUCAUUUUCAGGCAGUUCAAGUACAUGCAGUGGCCUUUCCCUUUCCUCUUGCUUUUCUAAUAUCAAGACACGUCAUGAGGUUGCUGUUAAGAUUAAGAACUUAAACAAAAGAAUUGAUAACAUUUCAAAGGAUAAAGUAUUUACAUCACUCACGAGUGCACAACCAACUGUAACAGUUUCAGUACCAAAACAGAGAAGUUCUAGCCUUGUUGAGCCAAACCUUGUUGGUAAUGAGGUCUUACGUGCUUGCAGAAAAGUAGUAGAUUUGGUGCUUGCACAUAAGGAAGAAAGGUCUUAUAAGCUUGCUAUUGUUGGAACAGGAGGAGUUGGUAAGACAACACUAGCACAAAAAAUAUACAAUGACCAAAAACUAGAAGGGAGUUUCAACAAACAUGUAUGGGUUUGUGUUUCCAAUGAUUGUUCUGAAAUAGCUAUUUUAAAGGAGAUUCUUCGAAAAAUUGAUGUACAGUACAUGCAAGAUGAAUCAACCGAUGAGCUCCAAAGCAAGCUACAGUUGGCCAUUAAGGAUAAGAGUUUUUUUCUUGUGUUAGAUGAUGUGUGGCAGUCAGACACCUGGACAAAUCUACUGAGGAUUCCACUGCAUGCUGCAGCCUCAGGAGUAGUUCUACUGACAACUCGAUUUGACACUAUUGCUGUAGAAACCGGAAUGGACUAUACACAUCGAGUGGAUUUAAUGUCACUGGAUGUAGGAUGGGAGUUACUAUGGAGGAGUAUGGGCAUCAAAGAAGAAAAAGAAGUACAAAAUCUGCAUGACUUAGGGAUCGAUAUUGUUCGUAGAUGUGGUGGUCUUCCUCUUGCAAUUAAAGUUAUUGCUAGAGUGCUAGCAAGCAAAGAUCAUAAUGAGAAAGAGUGGAAGAAGAUCUUAGAAAAAGAUACUUGGUCCAUGGCUAAACUUCCUAGUGAGAUAACAAGUGCGUUAUAUCUGAGCUAUGAGGAACUACCAUACCAUCUCAAGCAGUGUUUUGCCUACUGCGCUAUGUUCCCUGAAGAUGCAGUUCUUCUCCGUGAUGAUAUUGUCAGAAUGUGGGUCGCUGAAGGCUUUGUGGAUGAACAAGGUGACCAAUUAUUGGAAGAUAUAGCACAAGACUACUAUAAUGAGUUGAUCUAUCGAAAUCUCCUCCAACCAGAGAAUACAGUGGCUGACUUUAGUCAAUGCAGAAUGCAUGAUCUAUUAAGGCAGCUUGCUUUAUAUAUAUCUAAAGAAGAAUGUUUUAUUGGGGACAUAGAGUCAGCAGGGGUCAAUAUUAUGAGUAAAUUCCGACGUAUUUCAAUUGUCACUAAGAAUGACAUGGUGGUCUUACCCAGAAUGGAUAAGGGUAAAUGUAAAGUGAGAACAUGGAAGACAUCUUGUACAAACACUUUGAGAGUCGAUGAUACAAUAUUUGAAAGAUUACCAUGCAUUCGAGUUUUGGAUUUGACAGGUUCACAUAUACAACCUGUUCCACCUUGCAUUGGACGUUUGAUCCACCUACGGUUACUAGACCUUGAUGGGACAGACAUAUCUUCUCUUCCAGAGUCCAUCUGUUGUCUCAUAAACCUUCAGAUAUUGAAUUUGCAGAUGUGUUAUUCUUUGCAUAGUCUUCCUUCAGGAAUAACUCAGCUAUGCAACUUAAGGAGACUUGGCCUAGGGAGCUCACCAAUAAAUGAGGUUCCAAAAGGUAUUGGCAGAUUAACUUCUCUCAACGAUUUAGAAGGCUUUCCUGUUGGUGACGGCUCUUAUAACAAUUCUAUAAUGCAAGAUGGAUGGAAUCUAGAAGAAUUGGACACCCUUUGGCAGUUGAGAAGGAUUUAUAUGAUCAAACUGGAAAGAGCAGUUCCUCCUAGUAAAGAUACAUUGCUAUCAAACAAAAAACAUCUCAGAAAAUUAAUACUACAUUGCACUGAACACACAGAUGAGCCAUAUUCUGAAGGUUCUGUAAUCAAUAUUGAGAAAACCUUUGAUUUGCUAAUCCCUGCACACAACCUGGAGGAUCUCUAUUUUUUGGAUUUCUUUGGUCGGAGGUUUCCCAUCUGGAUAGGUACUGCUGCCCAUUUGCCUUCACUGACGUAUUUGAUGCUCAUAGAUUGCAAAUCCUGUGUGCAUCUUCCACCAAUCAGUCAGCUCCCCAACUUGAAAUAUCUGAGAAUCAAAGGAGCCACUGCGGUCACCAAGAUUGGACCCGAAUUUGUUGGCUCUGGGGUGGGUAAUGUUAGAUCUACCGAGGCAGUAGCUUUCCCCAAGCUUGAAGCUUUGGUCAUCGAGGAUAUGCCCAACUGGGAGGAGUGGUCUUUUGUUGCUGAAGAAGAACAAGAAGCAACAGCAGCUGGUCCGGAAGGAGCAGAGGAUGAGACUGAUGCAAAUCAAAAAGGGGCCGUCCCACCUCCAGUGAUGCAGCUGCUGCCACGAUUGAAGAAGUUGGAUCUUCUCCGCUGCCCCAAGCUGAGAGCUCUUCCACAGCAGCUUGGACAGCAGGUCACCAGCUUGAAAGUGCUCCACUUAAGACACGUGCACAGCCUUAAGGUGGUGGAGAACCUUUGUUUCCUCUCAGAGCGCCUUUUGAUCAACGAUUGUGAAGGCCUAGAGAGGGUCUCAAGUCUUCCUCAUGUGAGAGACCUGCGAGUAGCUCGCUGUCCGAAUUUAAGGCGUAUCGAGGAGUUGGGUAGUUUAGAGCAGUUGUGGCUGGGCGUAGGUAUGCAGGACCUCUCCUCACUGUGGAUUCCCGGGCUCAAAUACGAAUGCCAAGACCUCGAAGUGUUCACAUGGCCUAGGAACUAAGAAACAUCCGGUCAGAUGGGCAACACAGCCACAAGCCACAAGGAAGGAGGGGGGACUGCUCAUCAAGGAGAAGAACAUCUGCCUACCACAAUGCUUUGUGUCUAUUUAUGCCUAUAUAUACACAUUCAUAUGAUCUAUGCCUGCACGAAUUUCUAUAUAUAUACUAAAAUAAAAGCAGCGGUAUGCUACUUGAGUCCGUCGACUCUGUUAUGAGAAUUUAUGUUUGGUUGCUUGACAUUUGUCAAUAUGUAACGUGAAGAGCUUCAUAUAUAUGUUGCUGGCCUGUUUAUAUCA